CAGCUCCUAAAUCAACUGCCUGUUCAACUGUUUCAAGUGGAGACAUGCAAUUCUGUGAACUGAUACUGAAAUAAAUCUAAUCCUGGUGUAUAGGAUUUAUACCAGUGAAUAUAAAGACUCCACAAAUGAUGAGGAAAUGAAAGGGAUUCACAUUAAUUACCUUAACCAUCCUUCAUGUGUUGAUGAACUGGACCCUGGCAUACACCGAUUUUACUGUGGAUUGCUUUCCUUCUUUCUGCACUCACUGCUCUCAAUUUUGAACCUACAGAGCUUGAUGGCAUCACAAGGUUGAGAGUAUACAAAGAAUCUAUGACCAACAAUCCACUACAUCUAAUGUGUUGUUGAAACCAUAACAGAGCUUAUGAAGUGCGGAGAAGAAACAUUUGACUCUGCUUUUAAAUAAACCUCUCUUGCACUUUAUGUGAACAUGAUCAAUUUAGGGAUCAUGUUAUUCAUUUCUGCUACAUUGAACUACAAACUGUGUUUCAGUGCAUGUGCUCUUGCUGAAUAUGAGAUACAUAGAGAAUGCUGUCCCAUGUGUGCACCAGGAAACCAUGUUUAUUGGCAUUGUACUGUAGACACAAGCACAACUUGUAUUCCAUGCCCUCCAUCAACUUACAUUGAUGAACCCAAUGGAUUGGAUAAAUGUUUUCCCUGCUCUGUGUGUGAUGCAGGAAUAGGUCUUAGAAUAAAGAAAACUUGCACACGUUCUGCGGAUACUAUUUGUGAGCCACUGGAGGGAUUCUACUGCAAUGAGCCAAAGAAAGACAGCUGUAGAUUUGCUGUGAAGCACUCUGAAUGUUACCCUGGACAAUAUGUCAAACAAACUGGAACAGCAUUUACUGAUACUGUAUGUGUUAACUGCAUGGAAGGAACUUACUCUAAUGGCUCUUUUACUGCCUGUCAACCACAUUCAAAUUGUGAGAUUAAAGGCCUUAAAGAAAUAAAACCAGGAACAAAGUCAUCUGAUGUGGAAUGUGGGAAGUCAGUUCCAAUUGCUAUCAUUGUUGGAGUCGUUGUUGGAGUCGUUGGUGGUGUUUUGAUGACAGCUGUUGGGAUAAAAAUCUAUUGCAAACUUAAACAGAAGAGGCAGGCUUCAGACAGAAAUAUAACUUUUUACUCAGUACCAAUACCAGAGAGUGGUGAUCAGUGUGAACCAACAUCACCAGACUCAGUGACCCCUCUCAUAUUCAACACUAGUAGCCCUUCACAUCGAUCAGCUGCCUGUUCUGUUUCAAGUGGAGACAUGCAAUGUGUGACCUGAUAUUGAAAGAAAUGUAACCUUGGACUUAAGGAAUCCAAAAGUUCUACCAAAGAGCCUAAAGACUCUAUAAACAGCUGAUUAGCAAAUCUAAAGAACUUCAUGCUAAUUACUGCUUCUAUUCUGUGGUGAAUGGUAAAUGGAAGAGCUGUCACUCGAAGUGAUUAAUAAAGUAUACUCGCACUGUAAA
Messenger RNA from Carassius carassius (crucian carp), 1451 nucleotides. RefSeq names its product tumor necrosis factor receptor superfamily member 14-like. The record is from RefSeq and is a predicted model, not a curated record. Gene Ontology annotation, biological process: negative regulation of alpha-beta T cell proliferation; positive regulation of peptidyl-tyrosine phosphorylation; positive regulation of cytokine production involved in immune response. Lineage: Eukaryota; Metazoa; Chordata; Actinopteri; Cypriniformes; Cyprinidae. Bases 428 to 1264 code for a protein of 278 amino acids. Gene Ontology annotation, cellular component: membrane; external side of plasma membrane. Gene Ontology annotation, molecular function: transmembrane signaling receptor activity; protein binding. The transcript has 8 exons.